This is a messenger RNA of Anolis sagrei ordinatus, 1975 nucleotides long. RefSeq names its product sorting nexin 24 (gene SNX24). Lineage: Eukaryota; Metazoa; Chordata; Lepidosauria; Squamata; Anolidae. The record is from RefSeq and is a predicted model, not a curated record. Gene Ontology annotation, molecular function: phosphatidylinositol phosphate binding.
AGAGAGAGAGGCAGCCAGCCGGGGACUCCCUCCCAUAGAGAUAGGGAAAGGUCGUCCCCAGCAGUCAGGUGACUGGCGUUGCUGCUGCUGCUGCUGCUGCUGCUGCUGCCCGGUGGCUCCUCCCGCCAGGCCAAAGCCGAGGCCCCCCCUUCCUCUUCCCUUCCCUUCCUGGAAGCCCCCCUUUUCCCCCUCCUUCCCUCCCUCCCGCUUCUGCGCCAUGGAGGUGUUCAUCCCAUCGUUCCGCUACGAGGAGAGCGAGUUGGAGAGGGGCUACACGGUCUUUAAGAUAGAGGUACUAACCAAUGGAAGAAAACACUUUGUGGAAAAGAGGUAUAGUGAGUUCCAUGCUCUCCACAAAAAGCUUAAGAAAUUCAUAAGAACCCCAGAAAUCCCUUCAAAGCAUGUGAGGAACUGGGUGCCCAAAGUCCUGGAACAACGUCGCCAAGGCUUGGAAGUAUAUUUACAGAGUAUUAUUUUGGAUAAUGAAGAGCUUCCCAAAAUUUUUCUUGACUUCCUCAACGUGCGUCAUUUUCCUUCCCUCCCCAAAGCCGAAAGUUGUGGUUCUUUUGAAGAAACAGAAUCAGAAGAAUCAAGCAAACUGUCCCACCAGCCUGUGCUUCUGUUCCUAAGGGAUCCAUAUGUCUUGCCUACAGCCAAUGAUGACUUUCCAAAUGUAGUUAUUGAAGGUGUUCUUCGUGGAUUGUUUUAUUCUCACCUACAACCGAGGUAGAAAAUGGAUUUCGACAUACAGUCACGAAAGUACAUUCAAAUUCCGCUCCUUGAGCUCGGUUUUUAGUAAAACUCAAAACAGUGGGAUGUGGAAACACUUGUAUUUAAUGAUGGAACUCUUUUUAAAAUCUGUGUCACUAAUAUUGCUGCUUUAAAAAUUAUGAAUGGACAAAACGGCAAUUCUGAUCAAUGUAUCUACUGAACUCUAGAUAUUUAAAUCAUAAAACUGCUGACAGUCAUAUACUGAGUAUUACACUAAUAACUUUCAUCAUAUAUUUUAUUUUUAUUUUUUGGUAAUGAAAUGAUUACAUUCAGCCUUUUUCUCACUGUAGUAUCCACUGCUGGCAGUGGGUGCCCAGGAAAUUUUAGUGUGCAAGACUGAAAUAAUGUAAAGCUUAAGAAACAAACUGCCAAACCUGGAAAUGCAAUAUAAGCUUAUUGUAUCAGUAUGUCUGAUAUCACAUCAUUUCUGCAUUAUGGAGAAUGGAGGGAAAUGUUUAUAUGCUUGAAAUUGGGUUCAAAUAUAGCUUUAGUUUACUUCAGGACCCUGGUCACAAUCCUUGUGCUUCCAGAUAACAUGAUGUGCUGAUCUACACCAUUCCAUAACCGAAAACCGACCUACACCAUUCCAUAACCAAAAACAAGUUUGUCACCAAUCGUCUUGUCAUUGCUCAGAGAUCAACUGUAUAAAUCAGUGUUUCACAACAUUUGGUCCUCCAGAUGUUUUGAACUUCAACUCCCAGAAAUCCCAGCCAGCCUUCCAGCUGAAGCCCAAAACACCUGGAGGACCAAAGGUUGCGCAACACUGAGCUAAAUGAAACCAAGCAUAUGAACCAGAGUCCUGUUUGGGAGUUACAUCUUUGUAAGUAGACUUACCUUUUUGAGAAUUAGAAUUGGGCAGUUUCAUAGUCUAUAUCUACAAAAGGACUGCCGUUACGUGACUGUGUAGCAGAGCCGGUGAAGCAACAAUUAUGUAAUGGAACUGAUGCGCAAUGGGACAGACUCACAAUGAGACAUGUGUGACACUAGUCCCGAUGCUCAUUGGAUACCAACACUCAUUGGGCAUUAAUGCUCAUUGGGAACUCUUGUUGGCCUCCUGUUACACUUCAUCACAAUUCACUUACAGGGUUUCUUAGCUUCUGUGCUACAUAGCUGAGAUAUGGAAAAUUACAUAAUGUAGAUGAUGAUAAUAGGAUUCCAGCAGUAUUUUACAAGAUAUUAAAACUCAAAAUAACAUUAACAUCAA